Thunnus maccoyii (southern bluefin tuna) is the source of this 1620-nucleotide messenger RNA. RefSeq names its product transcription factor HES-5-like. Lineage: Eukaryota; Metazoa; Chordata; Actinopteri; Scombriformes; Scombridae. The transcript is spliced from 2 exons. Gene Ontology annotation, molecular function: DNA-binding transcription factor activity, RNA polymerase II-specific; RNA polymerase II cis-regulatory region sequence-specific DNA binding; protein dimerization activity. Gene Ontology annotation, cellular component: nucleus. The record is from RefSeq and is a predicted model, not a curated record. Gene Ontology annotation, biological process: regulation of transcription by RNA polymerase II; regulation of neurogenesis; anterior/posterior pattern specification. Bases 845 to 1390 code for a protein of 181 amino acids.
GCCAGCCAAUGGUGUUCUUUCCCUCCAGAUGGUUGGUGACGUCAGGCUCAGUUUCUACUUCAACAUCCGUCCAGUAUCAGUCACAAAAGCUCCAUUCAAAGUCCCUUUGUGGUUCAUUGACCACAGCAUUCAAAGAGUCAGUGUGGGAAACUCAGAUCAACUUUUUACUCACACUGAAGACAAGGCACAAGUCAGGAGACUGCUACAUCUGGACGGCAGCGUGAUUGUUGCACUCAAGUUUUAAAAAUACCAUUACUAUCACACUCAUAUUUAAUGCCUGGCAGAAUUGGCUUCUAAAUGACAGUAUCAUGAAUUAAACAAAAUUUGGGAAAAAUAUCAAACUGUAGAAAAUAAAAAAGGAAGUUGAAUCAUAAAGAGAACAUAGAAGAUAAGUAGUGUAAGUUGGUUGAUUUUAGGUCAUGGCUCAACAGAAUCAUUAGAGACAAAAAGUCUAUUUCUACUUAUUUUUAAAAUCAGUUAACACUUCAUAUUGUAUUUUUUUUUAUCCUUAAUGUACUUAAUUGUCUUUCUCCCACGUGUGUGAUGGAACAAUCAGCGUGUGUUCAAAGUCAUUGAUCUCAGCAUCAGGCAGCAGAUCUGGUCUCUACAGGGUCACCACUUUCCCAGAUUUACACAGAGCUCUGUGAGUCUCUCUCCAUCAUCCCCCCAGUCCUCCACCUGUUCCCCUGAGAUCUAACCAUUGUCCCCCAGGCAUUAACAGCAUUCAGCAUGCUGCAUCCUCUUUUGUCUCACCAAGCUCUCUGAUUGGAUGAGACUGUGAGAAACUUCAACCAGACCAAGACCCACACAUUCAUAUGGAGAUGUGGGACUAUAAAUAGGAGGGAUGAAGCCAGCAGAGAUCAGAUUCUCUCUACAGAGACCUCUACAGCACAGAGAUCCAGCUAUGGCACCUACAAUCACUGCAGCAAUGACCAACUCUCAGGACCAUCUGACUCUGACCCACAAGCUCAGAAAGCCUCUGGUGGAGAAGUUACGCAGAGAGCGAAUCAACAGCAGCAUUGAGCAGCUCAAGUCUCUCCUGGGUCCAGAGUUCCUCAAACAGCAGCCAGACUCCAAGCUGGAGAAAGCAGACAUCCUGGAGAUGACAGUUUGCUUCCUGAGACGACUGCAGCAAAAACAUCAAGCUGUUCACUCAGCAGCUGUGGAUCAGGGCUACUCCAGGUGUGUCCAAGAAGUGGCACACUUCCUGUCCAAGGAAAAGGUGAUGACACAGUCCCAGAGUCAACUGCUGAACCACUUCAACAAGCUGCAAUCUUCCUCUGAUAAGUCCCUGAGAGAGGCUGACUUCUCCCCUCUGAGCUCCACAGUCCAGACUAGCAUCACCAAAGAGAAGAGUCCAGUCAACAGCGCCCUCUGGAGGCCAUGGUAGACUCAUACAGACUGGAGACACUACCAGACAAACUGAGAUGACCAUGUUGGUCAAAGAUUACUGGACUGAAUCAUUUGAGAUUUAAUUCACUUGUUCUUCUGUAUACAGAAGGCUGAUUUGUGUGUUUUUGUAUUUGUGCUAGAUGACAUUUCCUAAGGAAAUGACAGCAACAAUAUCUUUCAAGUGAAGAAAGAGCAUCUUGUCAUGCAUGUAGCAUGAACUAAAUCUGA